Messenger RNA from Sardina pilchardus (European sardine), 6680 nucleotides. RefSeq names its product MAP/microtubule affinity-regulating kinase 2b (gene mark2b). Gene Ontology annotation, cellular component: cytoplasm. Gene Ontology annotation, molecular function: tau-protein kinase activity; ATP binding; protein serine/threonine kinase activity. Gene Ontology annotation, biological process: intracellular signal transduction; microtubule cytoskeleton organization; protein phosphorylation. Bases 1304 to 3748 code for a protein of 814 amino acids. The transcript is spliced from 18 exons. Lineage: Eukaryota; Metazoa; Chordata; Actinopteri; Clupeiformes; Clupeidae. The record is from RefSeq and is a predicted model, not a curated record.
CCAUGUUGCCUCCCAGUGGUUGCUUCGUGCCUGCUUGCCUUUUGCUUGUUCCGGUAUCUCGGUAGAUUCCGUGUAGCUUACAGAAUGCGUUGCUGCUGCUUGAACGCAGUAGCCGUUGCUUUCCAUAGGCCUACUGUCCUCUACCAGUAAAGAGAGCAAGCUAGCCCAUACAUACACCUUUCGUGGCAUGUAAUGCUGGAGGAUUUUACAACUUGAUUUUUUUUCGGACGUAUUUUAAGGACAUCAGCUUCGUAACACGAGUGUUGAGUGUUCCAAGUGGUGCCGUCCUUAUUUGAAUCACGCACUCGGAAAUAGAGGAGACGUCGCUGUUCAUGGAUAUUUGAGUUUUCUGGACUGCUUAUUAGCCAGUGCGCUUGCUGACCAGACGUUACCCCUCGGAUUAGUAGCUAACGUUACCUAGCUAGCGCAAUUCCACAGCAGACCACAAUACUUGCUACGGUGCUAGCUUAUCUACUUGGAUGUAACGUGAACAUUAGCUGACUAGCUGGCUGAUUUUCUUGACCAAGCGGCUUAUUUCCAGACGCAAUUGUCCCUCACUUCAAACCAGGAAGAACAUUUUUGUGCUAAAUAUUCACACCAGCAAACGUUAACGUUACCUCGUUAAAGUUAUUUGCCAGGCAACGUUGACUAUUCAUUUUUCUGCAGCGAAGGUCGGUCGAGUUGGAACCGAUUUAGACCGGCCUGAUGUACUGAAUCUACGGGCUUGAUUUUGGACUGCCUCAACACUCACAAAGAUCCGACAUUUUAAACACCAUUUUUCUCCUUUCUCUUUUUCCUUUUUAAAACCUCAUGUGGUUGUCCAAAUCAAGCGCAGUUGGUUUUAUGAAGUGCAAGACCGUGACACGUUGAUGUGUUUCCUUUGUUGGAUUGCCAGUUGAUGGUAACGUUAACGUUAACUAACGUUAAUUUGGACUGGCUAUCAGUACUGUAAUCUAUUUUCUGUUUGUCUAUUUCGUAAAUCAGCGCAUGCAGUUGUCGGGAUCAGCAAAUCAGGACACUGACGAUUAACCUUAGCGUGAUUAUAAAUUCUGACGUUUGGAAAACUUUUGCAACCCAAUUUUUCACCUCUGUUGACAUGGACACGUACUUGUAAUGUGGGAUUCAACUUGUUGAUCUUUGUCUGCGUGGCUAGCUUUCUAGCUAGCUUGCUAGCUCUUUGGACCUUUUUGAUCCUUGGUCCUCGACCAAAAGGACAGUAAUAACCUCUACUGCUAAAUGUGUGUAUGAUUCUUAGACAUUUUUCUUCAUCCCCGGACCCCUUUUUGAAGAUCCCUGACCAAAAAUGUCAUCCCGGCCUCCGUUACUGACUGUCAUAGAAAACUCGUCAGGUCAGACACACACGGACUCCAAGGGAGGAGGCCGCCCCAGCAUGCCGCGCUGCCGGAACUCUGUUGCCACAUCAGCAGAUGACCCACAUAUCGGCAACUACCGGCUGCUCAAGACCAUCGGCAAGGGCAACUUCGCCAAGGUCAAGCUAGCCCGGCACGUCCUGACGGGGAAGGAGGUGGCAGUAAAAAUCAUAGAUAAGACACAACUGAACUCUUCCAGUCUCCAAAAACUCUUCCGGGAAGUGAGAAUCAUGAAAGUCCUGAAUCACCCAAAUAUUGUGAAAUUAUUUGAGGUGAUUGAGACAGAGAAGACUCUGUAUUUGGUGAUGGAGUACGCCAGUGGAGGUGAGGUAUUUGAUUACCUUGUUGCUCAUGGGCGGAUGAAGGAGAAGGAGGCCCGUGCCAAAUUCAGACAGAUUGUCUCAGCAGUUCAGUACUGCCAUCAAAAGUGCAUUGUACACAGGGACCUAAAGGCAGAGAACCUGCUUCUGGAUGCAGACAUGAACAUCAAAAUCGCCGACUUUGGCUUCAGUAACGAGUUCACGGUGGGGAACAAGCUGGACACGUUCUGCGGCUCGCCGCCAUACGCAGCCCCCGAGCUCUUCCAGGGCAAGAAGUACGACGGGCCCGAGGUGGACGUCUGGAGCCUGGGCGUCAUCCUCUACACGCUGGUCAGCGGCUCGCUCCCCUUCGAUGGGCAAAACCUGAAGGAACUGAGGGAGCGUGUGCUGAGAGGGAAAUAUCGUAUCCCCUUCUACAUGUCCACUGACUGCGAGAACCUGCUGAAGAAGUUCCUUAUUCUCAACCCCUCUAAGAGAGGCAGCCUGGAACAAAUUAUGAAGGACCGCUGGAUGAAUGUCGGUUAUGAGGACGAAGAGCUGAAGCCGUAUCUAGAGCCCGAGCUCGACUAUAACGACCCCAAGAGGACAGAUAUGAUGGUACAGAUGGGCUUUUCCCAGGAGGAAAUCAGAGACGCUCUCGUCAACCAAAAAUAUAAUGAGGUCACAGCAACCUUCCUAUUGCUGGACUACAGAAACUCAGAGUUGGAAGAGAGUGUCAACCUGUCAUCGAAGGCCCGGCCAGGAAGUGACCUCACGAACAGCAAUGCCCCAUCGCCGCCUCACAAAGUACAGCGCAGUGUGUCGUCCUCCCAGAAGCCUCGGAGGGCGACGGAUCAGGGCUCAUAUUCAAAGCGUGCUCAGGGCGACAACAAACACACCACUGAAGACACCGGACGCAAGGGCUCCAGCAGCUCGGCCAAGGUGCCGCCCAGUCCCGUCACUUCCAGUGACCACAAGAAGAGCUCGACCCCCUCCUCUAACUCUAUCCUGUCUACUGGCACAAGUCGCAGCCGAAACUCUCCACUCGCCGAGAGGUCCACGCUCGGGGUCCACAAUGGCAAAGACAGCCUGAACACUCCUGGGUCCCGCGCCUCCACGGCCUCAGCUGCCGCCGUGCUCUCCUCCUCAUCCUCCUCUUCCUCACGCUCCCGACACCACAAGUCCCUGUCCUCCUCCGCACACCCCUGUCCCACUGACCUGCACACACACCAGCGCCCCAGUGCCCCCCCACAAAGGGCUCCUGGCGCAUCCCCCUCAGCCCACAACAUCAGCAGCGCAGCGGCGGGGGACCGUACCAACUUCCCGCGAGGGGUGGCCAGCCGCAGCACCUUCCACGCCGGGCAGCAGCGGGGGGCGCGCGACCAGCAGGGCUCGCCCUACCACGGGACGCCCGCCUCGCCGUCCCUCUCCCACGGCAACAGCCAGCAGAGGAGGCCGGCCGCCUCGGGCAUCUUCAGCAAGUUCACCUCCAAGUUUGUGCGCAGGAGUCCGUAUGAGGCAGAGGGUCGGGAGGAUGGGAGCAGGUCCAUGCUCAGCAGUACGGUGGAUAAGUCCGAGAAGGGCGGAGGAGGAGGAGGAGGCGGCGGCACUCUGGGCUCCGCGGGCGACGAGAACAAGGACUCCUUCAGCUCCUCGUCCCCGGGCAGCGGCACCCCGCCGCCGGUCUCUUCGCUGGCCCCGCCCUCGGCCGGCCCGCCGGGCAGCGGCACCGGCGGCACCGGCACCGGCGGGACGGGCUCGCUCAAGGACCAGGCCAAGCCGCGCUCGCUGCGCUUCACCUGGAGCAUGAAGACCACGUCGUCCAUGGAGCCCGGCGAGAUGAUGAAGGAGAUCCGCAAGGUGCUGGACGCCAACAGCUGCGAGUACGAGCUGCGCGAGCGCUACAUGCUGCUGUGCGUGGCGGGCAACCCGGCGCGCGACGACUUUGUCCAGUGGGAGAUGGAGGUGUGCAAGCUGCCGCGCCUCUCCCUCAACGGCGUGCGCUUCAAGCGCAUCUCGGGCACGUCCAUCGCCUUCAAGAACAUUGCCUCCAAGAUCGCCAACGAGCUCAAGCUGUGAGGAGGAGGAGGAGGAGGUGGUGAAAGGCACGGAAAGAUGGAUGGAUGGAUGGAUGGGUGGAUAGAUGGAGGGAGGGAGUGAGGGAGAGGGUUUAAUGCCUGAGUGGAUAGGAAAAAACUGAACAAGCAGGCUGUGAAGCAAAGAGCAGCACUGCUGUUGCACGGAGAAGUAGUGAGUGCAACAGCCGACUUUUCUCUGACAACUUUUUGUCCGGGAAGAGGAUAGGAAUAUGAUGUAUAGUUUAGUCUGGAGACCCCAUCUGAAGCAGCAUUGAGCGAAAAAAUAAGCGAUUUGUGUUGGUGGGUCCUUAAACACACGAUCUGAGUUUUUUUUCUUUGUUUGUUUUUUUCUCUCUCCAUCCCUUUGUUCAUUCUUUGAGCCCCAAGAAAUUAUUUUGUAUAUUUUCCUCAUUUCCGCUAAGUUUUUUCUUUUUUCUUUUUUUUUCCCUUCGUCAUUGAGCUCAGGCCUGCACUUGGGCAGAGAAUCACUACAUGGGUGUCGGGUGAGCGUGUGGAAGUGGGCAGGAGGAGAGGGACAAGCCCCCCCCCCCCCUUCCCCCCUUCCCCCCUUCCCCACCUUGCAGCGCCUCACCUGAAGCCCUCCCACAGACUGAAACGCCUCAUUGCUGCGAAUGUCCUCGUGUGAUCUCGACGCGCUUAUCAGCGGCCCGGGGGGGGGGGGGGGGGGGCGUCUCUGUGCGACGAGAGCACGGGGAGCAAGCAGAGGGCCGUCUGCCUUCCCUCGUCUCUGCCUUCGCUGUCCCGCACACAAACCGCACGAGCACGCACGCACACACACACACUGACACACACACAGACACACACACAGCACACUCACUCACUCACUCACAUACCACCAGAUCGCCAAAACACCUGAUCACCUUUCAGAUUGUGUGAGCCACAAGGAAGGUGAUUUAGUUUGUCUACUUUGUGUGUGUGUGUGUGUUUUUGUUUUCUUCUUUUUAGCUCUGUCUGCUGGGUUUCACUGGAUCUUUAGAGUUCAGUUAUUUUGCCUUUUAUUUCAUUUUGUGAAUAAGAUGAAUUGAGCAAGAAUCAGAAUGUAUUUCAUAGUAUUAUGGAUGAUUGGUGAUUUGUGGUCUGUUGUUCUUGAGAAGCAAUUAUUACAGUGAUUAUUUAGAUUUUUUUUUUUUUGGAGGGGUUGCGUCACCACCACCACCACCACUAUCACCUCUGAAGAGAAUGUCCGAAGUGGUAAAACAAAAAAGGACACAAAACAAAAAUGAAAAACAUCUCCAUCUUGCCUCUCUUUGCCUCUCCUCGCACGAAAAACAAAGAUGAGAGGGGAGGAGAAACCAACAUCCUUAAAACUCUUGCAUCUCCAUCGCCAUGUCUGUACAGCUCACAGCCCUUUUUGCUGGUCACUUAACCCUUGACCCUCCCCCACCCCCCACCCCCAAACUCCCCCCCAGAAACCCAGGAAUCCCUUCGAAAAAGGACUAGUGACUAGAGGGCUCAAAACUUGACACUUAUCUUCCAAGAGUCCGCGCCCGUCGGCUUCAUCUCCGUUGGCCCCCCUCAGCCUUGGGCCCCCCCCCCCCCCCCCCCCCCCAGCUCCCCACCAGGAGAACCGAGGCUUGUGCUCUGCCUUCCAGUGCAAUGGAUGCCCAGCUGUCAUCAGCAUUAAUGUUGUUGAUUAUUAUUGUUGUUAUUAUAUCACAUUUUGCUGUAAUUGUAUUUUUAUGAAAGAAAAUCUGAGGUUGCGUGCGUGCGUGAGUGUGUGUGUGUGUGUGUGUGUGUGUGUGUGUGUGUGUGUAUGUGUGUGUGAAUGUAAGUGAGAAAGAGAGAGAGAGAAGAAAAAAGAGGGAGUUUGCCACGUGUGCGUGUUAGAGAAAGUGAGAAGAAUGGGGCGACUGCAACCCAAAGACCUGUUUUGUCAGACAUAUCUAUACACAUACUGAUUGUAUGAGAAUAGCGAGAAGACCACAGUGAAAAGUACCAAGCAUCAAGAUUAGAUCACCUUACUACUGGUCACUUCUUUUGAUUAUAUUAUUUUUUUUGUUUUGUUUUUGUUUUUCUACAAUAUUUUAUUGAUCUAGUUUUGGUGUGAUGUUGAAAAAAAAAUAGACAGUAUAGACUGGCAGGGAUAUAAGCACAGAAUAGAGAAUGAGAGGGAUGAUUGGUGGCUGUGUGUGUGUGUGUGUGAGAGAGAGAGAGUGUGUGUGAAUGUGAUGGAUUAUGUGUGAGGUUGUGUACGUGUUCAGUUAUCUGUACAUGCAUGCAUCACCCUCUAAUUCAGAGGUAAAGGGGUAGGUUCAGAAAUGACCUGUCAGAGAUUAUAGUUGGGUGGGGGGAGGGAUAGGCUACCGGCCUAUCAGUCAAACAGUUUUGGGGUACCUGUGCACAACUGUAUAUUUUAUAUCUUCUCUGAUGAUCUUUCUGUUUUUAUUUUCAAUACAUAAUUUUUUUUUUGUUGUACUCUCAAAUGAUCGUUGUCUAUGGUGCUGGGAAUCGUAUUGUUAUAUUAUUGUUAUUAUUAAUAUUAUUUUCUUCAGGGUUGAUUUUUAUUUCAAAAUUUUUCAUUGCUGUAAUUUUUCAAUGAUUUCUGUGUCAGACUCUGAAAAUGGCAAGGGUGAGAGAGAAACGGGGUGUGAAAACAUGUAUAAUUUUUUUGUGCAGAGAUGAUGGUUAUGAUCGAUUCAAUGAUAGUAAUAAAAACAAAUGAUACUAAAAUUCAAAAACAGGUUGCGUUGAUAUUGACGCAAGAAAGAAUGUGAUUCUCUUCUCUUUCAUGACGGUCAGAUGUAAGGAUCUGUGAAAGUGGUAUUGUUCCAUCAGAACAUUGUCCUGAGUAACUUGAAACGAAAUGUCCUCCCAGAAGUUUGGCACCAAAUCGACACGUUCGGUUAUCUCUGUUGUUAAAAUAUCUUCAUGCUGCAUCAUUAUUAAAACUCCAGCAUCUCUGAUCUUUAUAA